This is a messenger RNA of Rana temporaria (common frog), 1751 nucleotides long. RefSeq names its product death effector domain containing (gene DEDD). The transcript is spliced from 5 exons. Gene Ontology annotation, cellular component: nucleolus. The record is from RefSeq and is a predicted model, not a curated record. Lineage: Eukaryota; Metazoa; Chordata; Amphibia; Anura; Ranidae. The coding region runs from base 259 to 1215 and encodes 318 amino acids. Gene Ontology annotation, biological process: regulation of apoptotic process; apoptotic process; extrinsic apoptotic signaling pathway via death domain receptors. Gene Ontology annotation, molecular function: DNA binding; protein binding.
AUCCCGGGGAUCGCUCCGCCUCUUCCAGCGGCUCCACCCCGGCCCGGUGCCCGGAUGUUCCCGUCUAUAGAGAAGCUGACGGAUCCAUGAUGGCGGCUCCGGCCUGAGAACUGAACGGGGUGUGGAGGCAAACCGACCGAGUGAGAGAGAGAGAGAUCCCCCUCCCCGGGGAGACAAGUCGCCACAUUGCGGUGUUAACACGGCGGGACGGCGGUGGCGGAGCGAAGGAAGAAAGCGUCCGGCCCUCGACGCCCAGCCAUGGCGCACCAGAAGCGGAGCCGGGACCAGGCCUGGCCGGAGGAGGCAGGCGACAAGGAGCACGGACUGUACAGCUUGCACCGGAUGUUCGACAUCGUAGGGACGCACCUGACCCACCGGGACGUGCGGGUCCUCUCCUUCCUUUUUGUGGACGUUAUAGACGAUUACGAACGCGGCAUGAUCCGCACGGGGCGGGACUUUCUGCUGGCCCUGGAGAGGCAGGGCCGCUGCGACGAGACAAACUUUCGCCAGGUUCUCCAGCUGUUACGGAUUAUAACGCGGCACGACCUGCUGCCGUACGUGACCCUGAAGAGGAGGCGGGCCGUGUGCCCGGACCUUGUAGACAAAUACCUCGAAGAGACUUCCAUUCACUACAUGACGCCGCGAACGCACAGCAGCGGAGAGUCUAGCACGGAGCACAUGCGCUCGCCUGCCCCACCCCAUAACCCCAUGGUGUGUUCCCCGCCCUCCGGACCCCAAAUCUGCACUAAGAGGCCAGGAAGGGGUAGACCGCCCCUCAACAGCCAGAAGAAGAGAAGGAAAUCCAUCACACCGGACCCCAAGGAGAAGCAAACGUGCGAUAUCCGCCUGCGGGUACGGGCCGAGUACUGCCAGCACGAAACGGCACUACAAGGCAACGUCUUUUCCAACAAGCAGGACCCCCUGGAGCGCCAGUUCGAACGCUUCAACCAGGCCAACACCAUCCUAAAGUCCCGGGACCUCGGCUCCAUCAUCUGCGACAUCAAAUUCUCCGAGCUCACCUACCUGGACGCCUUCUGGCGCGACUACAUCAACGGCUCUUUGCUGGAGGCGCUGAAGGGCGUCUUCAUCACGGACUCCCUCAAGCAGGCCGUGGGCCACGAGGCCAUCAAAUUACUGGUCAACGUGGACGAGGAAGACUACGAAAUCGGCCGCCAGAAACUGCUUCGGAACUUGAUGAUGCAGAGCACGCUGUGACGCCAACAGAGAACCCUUUUUGGGGGUGGGGCUGCGGGAGGGGUGGAGUUACAAUGACAGCGCUGCUCGGCAUAUGGCGGCUCUUAAAGUGAACGGAUCCAUCACAACCAAUUUUUUUUUUUUUUGUUUUUUUUUCAGUACUUUUUUUUUUUUGUUUUUUUUUAUAUAUAUCAACUAAAAAGUAUGGAGAGAAAAAAAAAGAAAUAUAUAAAUCUAUUUGAGGUAAGCACUGUGUUGCUUGAGGAGUAGACCGACCCGACAUGCUGUCAGUAUGCGCCUAUAUUAUAACUAUAUUUAUGUACUUGUAAAGAUAUAUAUGUAUACGGGCCCGAUCGGUCCAAUUAAAACAAACAAAAAAAAAAAAGACGACGCCUGUAGGGACAGCGGCACUUAUAUCACUGCGCCAAUUUAUUUUUUUAUUUUUUUUCUCUCCUUUUUAUAAGGUUGCUCCUCUCCAUACUGGUCAUGUGACCCACAACAGCAUUGAAUCCUUAUCAAACUUCCUCCCUCCGUAUUACAUUUUUUUUUUUUUUUUU